Eurypyga helias (sunbittern) is the source of this 1751-nucleotide messenger RNA. RefSeq names its product PAX interacting (with transcription-activation domain) protein 1 (gene PAXIP1). Gene Ontology annotation, cellular component: nucleus. The transcript is spliced from 6 exons. Gene Ontology annotation, biological process: positive regulation of transcription initiation by RNA polymerase II. The annotation marks the transcript as partial. The record is from RefSeq and is a predicted model, not a curated record. NCBI's taxonomy places the organism in Eukaryota, Metazoa, Chordata, Aves, Eurypygiformes, Eurypygidae.
UGUAAGUGGCUUUUCUCCAGAAUCGUGUCAGAUCUUUUUUGGAGUCACUGCCUGUCUCUCUCAGGUUUCAUCUGAAGACCGAAGUACGCUGUGGGCUUUGAUUACUUUUUAUGGAGGGAACUGCCAACUGAGCCUCAAUAAUAAGUGUACUCAUUUGAUUGUGCCUGAGCCAAAGGGGGAAAAAUAUGAAUGUGCUUGUAAACGGGACAGCAUUAAAAUUGUGACACCAGACUGGGUAGUGGAUUCUGUAGCUGAUAAGACCAAAAAAGAAGAGACUCCUUAUCAUCCUCGAUUAAUUAUAUACGAGGAGGAAGAAGAGGAGGAGGAGGAAGAGGAGGAAGAAGCAGAAAAUGAAGAACAAGAUUCUCAAAAUGAAGCUAGUACUGAUGAAAAACUAUCAAGCCCAGCAUCUUCUCGAGAAGGGUCACCUUUGGGUGAUCAAGGUUUUUCACCAAAAUCUACUACUGCUGAUAAGGCAAAAGGGGAACUGAUGUUUGAUGAUUCUUCAGAUUCCUCUCCAGAAAAGCAAGAAAGGAACUUGAAUUGGACACCAGCAGAAGUCCCACAGGCAUCUGCAGCAAAGCGUAGGUUGCCUCAAGGGAAGGACUCUGGGUUAAUUAAUUUAUGUGCCAAUGUCCCACCAGUGCCAGGUAAUAUUUUGCCUCCAGAUAUGAGAGGCAACCUAAUGGCUUCAGUCCAAGGUGCCCAAAGUUCUGACCGACAGGAGAUGAUGGCUACGUGGAGUCCAGCAGUGCGCACGUUAAGGAAUAUUACUAAUAGUGCUGAUAUUCAGCAGAUUAAUAGACCAUCAAAUGUAGCACAUAUAUUACAAUCACUUUCAGCACCUACAAAAAGUUUAGAACAACAAGUAAAUCAUAGCCAACAGGGACAUCCAAAUGCGGUGCUGUUUAGUCAAGUGAAACUAACAUCAGAGACACAUUUAUUACAGCAGUCACAUCAAGCACAGCAACAGCAGCAGCACCAUCCUCUUUUACACCUUCAACCUCAACAACUCAUGCAGCUACAACAGCAGCAGCAACCCCAGAUAUCCCAGCAGUCUUUCCAACAGCAACAGCCUCAUCAGUUUUCACAGCAGCAGCAAGUUCAUCAGCAGCACCAGUUUGCACAACAGCAGCUUCAGUUUCCACAGCAGCAGUUACAUGCGCAACAGCAGCUACACCGUCCUCAGCAACAGCUCCAGUUCCAGCAGCAGCAUGCUUUGCAACAGCAGCUUCAUCAGCUGCAGCAGCAGCAGCUGCAGCAGCAACAGUUGCAGCAGCUACAGCAACAGAAUCUGCAGCAACAGCAGCUGCAACAUCAGCAGCAACAAAUACAGCAGCAGCACUUGCAGCAGCAGCACUUGCAGCGAUUACAUCAACAGCAUCAGCAACAGCAAAUGCAGAAUCAGGCAGCGCAGCACUUAACUCAGACAUCUCAAGCACUACAGCAUCAAGUUGCAGCCCAGCAGCCACAACACCACCAGCAGCAACAGCAACAACUGCAACAGCAGCCACUUUUUGGACACGACCCAGCAGCAGAGAUUCCAGAAGAUUCUUUCCUCCUGGGCUGUGUCUUUGCCAUUGCUGAUUACCCAGAACAGAUGUCUGACAAACAGCUGUUGGCAACCUGGAAACGGAUCAUUCAAGCACACGGUGGGACAGUGGACCCAACCCUUACAAGCAGGUGUACGCAUCUUCUUUGUGAAAGUCAAGUCAGUAACAUGUAUGCUCAGGUAAGCAAGCCAGUGACAU